Messenger RNA from Folsomia candida, 8196 nucleotides. Its product is annotated as cholecystokinin receptor type A. NCBI's taxonomy places the organism in Eukaryota, Metazoa, Arthropoda, Collembola, Entomobryomorpha, Isotomidae. The record is from RefSeq and is a predicted model, not a curated record. Gene Ontology annotation, biological process: neuropeptide signaling pathway. Gene Ontology annotation, cellular component: membrane. The transcript is spliced from 6 exons. Bases 5223 to 6860 code for a protein of 545 amino acids. Gene Ontology annotation, molecular function: gastrin receptor activity; neuropeptide receptor activity.
UCGUUCGCAACUUUGCUCAUUUCAAGAUUUCAGUCCAAACCAUUGUGUGAGAGGCGUAUCGACAGGAGCUGGCGUGGAUAAGCAACAGCUCCAGUGGGGAAAAGUUAACAAGUUAAGUGCAUACACAAGUCUACUACUCGACCCGAGAAAAAAGUCCAACAACCGACAUGGAAUAGUCAUCAAGUGAAACAAUUCUCCCUCCAAGUUUGGCAUUGAUUCGUGUCAUUUUUAGAUAAAAAAAUUCAAUUGAAAUUCCGAGUUGAAUAAUCCACCUGCUCGAAAUUCCAAUAAACUCUUUAUACGCAUCAAUAGUACGGAGUAAGUAGCAGGCUUAUCUCACAAGGCAAAGUUUUGUCGUCAGUGUUCCGCCUUUCCACCACAACACACGAGUCUUUGUGUUUGGUUAAGGUGCAUACAUUUCAAUUGGAAGUACGAAACUAUGACAAGUUAUACGUUCGUUUCUUGGAACGAGUGAAAGUCAAAGUGGAUAAAAAACCUUCUUUUUGGUGUCUUUCUACCAAAGGAGACUUCAUUCAAGAGCGAGUAAAGUACAGCACGGCAACAAAAGAAGUACAGCAUUGUUUCCACAUUGUAACGUGAGGAGAUUUUUUCUUAAACCAGUUCAUCCUCAAUCCUUCCUUCUCCUUUACGAGCUUAGAAUUCAGCUUGAUGGUUAGAAUGCUCUUUGACAUGGACGGCCUUAUUCGUAACUUUAAACUUGCAAGUCGUGUAGCAUAUCGGGGAGCCGAAAUCACGCAUUGGAAUGUUUUUUUGCAUAAGCAUACGACGAUCGGAGAUAUGAGAUACGAAUCGGAUCAAGGUUUACAAGUCACGAGGGACUUGAACGAUGCGACUGAAAACUGUUGGCGUGUCGUAUAAAUAUACGUAUAAGGCGGUUCAAGUCACUUGUUUAUUUGAUAAAGUCAGUCAUUUCACAGAAAACUGUUGUUGUACUUCAGUUAUUUAAUACUGCAAACAAAUCCUUCAAUCAACAAACAGAAGUCGCAUUCGUAUUAAAUAAAAUAAAUAUUAGAGUUUAACAAGGCUUGUUGAUUGUAGGAUUAUUAAUUCUCAGUUUGCCCCUGGACAACCAGACAAUUGACGUGCAGUCAGUAUAUAUUUAGAUCCACGCACCAGACAGGAUUGAUCAACGAGAAUGGUCACGUUGUUUACGGUGUGUCAUUGUCUUGGGGAGAAUCUUCGGAGACAAAGUGAUGGUUCGGGUUAAAAAAAGCUCUAAGAAGGGCAGUAAGCAUUGACUGCUGAUGGCUCGCAUAGAUUCUCCUCUGCUGCUGCUCCCAAACUGGUUGUUAUGAAUAUGGUGGGAUGACUUAUCUAAUGCCACACUUUUUUUCAAGCUGAGCAAAUGUGGCUUUCGAGAUAUAACCGACACUGACGAAAUGCAAUUUUUUACAGCAAAAUCCCAGUUCGCCCUAUACAAACUCGAAUAGCAUAGCACAGCAUAACUUGGCUAAUCCUGCUGUUGUACUAACCUCACCAAACUCUAAAGUAAGACGGAGAACACACACCAACCACCAAGUCGACACGAAAGGGAAAGUCGUCGUCUCAUCUGCAGUGUGAAGCAAUUGACUUUCUCAUGAUAACCAAGUCGUCCAUCGAUCACACAGAGAAAGACUUACAAUUCAGUUAUAGGUGUGUGUUCCUGGUGGUGAAUGAAGGACUUAAUCUCCUUGUUUUGUGCGUGGGUCGUGCGGAAGUUGGAAUUUGAAAACAGUUUGGUUGGUCGGCUAGUUGUCGAGGGAUUUCAGUAUUCACGGCCGAAUAAAGUAAAGUAAAAACCCGGUGGAUUGGAUAUGGUCGUAUUCGCAAACAGUGGUCAGAGAUUACAUUUCAUCUCACGUCCGGUUAAAUCCUCAAGGAAAAUAGAGAAUUGGGGUGGGAUGAAAGUCUUCUUCUUCUGCUCUGUCACACACUACGGAGUUAGGCAACCGAUCUUAAACUGCUCUAAUGAACUCCUCCGUCUUUUCCACUUCUCUUCAUUAAUCACACCGACGAGGCCAAGAUCAGGUCUCACGACUGCUACCUUUCUCUCACAACAAACCAAACCACGGGCUGACUUUAUGUUGAGACGAAACGGCCCUACGUAUGGGUAGCACGUCAUUAUAAUGACCAGCCGGGUGGGUUGGCUCAUCAGUGCUAAGGAAGCAAUGCACUCGGUUGCAUAUGGGUUCAUAUCAGACAGGAAUUAUCUGUUAAGGACCACUUACUCACGUUUCGGCACUUUCGUUCGGCACUGUUUUUAUUAGUUGCACUACCACCGGUCAGCCAACUAGCUACACACUUCUUAGAAGAGCAAAAGCAUGCAUUAUUUGAGUCAAUAAGUAGUUAAUGAAGUUCGUUUUAUGUUUCCUUCAACAGAGAGAAUAAUAAAUAAACAAGAGGAGAACAAAUGGGACUAGUACUCCACUUCACCACUUUGGAUAAAUAAACAGCAUGAUGAGGAUACUUAACACCGCGACAAAAACUAAUCAGGGGAAUGACUUCGCUUUUGUCUUGUGAUCUUUCCAGUGAUUCUCUUCCUCUGCCUUCCAUCCGUCUGCAUGUGUUUAUUCACUAUCUCGUAAAUGAGACUGGGUGAGUGAGUAAGUGCAGACGAACGAGUGAUGACUUUAGUGUAAUGGUAGCUCUCUUCUUCUUCCCUCUGCAUAUUUACAUGUGUAACAACAAUUCGACAUUUGCUGAUUAAAUGCAUACAUACACAGGAUCAUGCAGUAAAUACUUGGUUGCAGCCACAUCAGUUUCGCCUAUGCAUAUCGCAACCUAAACAAACAAAGAGUUCAGUUUUUGCAUACUUUCGAACGACUCCUACAUAAAUACACUCCGAGUGCAUUACGGAGUAUAACAGAAUUGGCGAAAGCUUCCCAACUUCUCGUCCUUAUGCACAUCCUCGUCCUCACGCAGAGUUUUGUAAUUAUUUCAGUGCAAACCACCAAAAGGACAUCAGAACAAAGUGUUCACGGGAAAUAUACCUAUCGAGCUGGAAACAUAAAGCAAACAAUUUUAGUUGGAUGCGUAUGUAUGUAUUAGAUUGAAAAAUAAAUCAAUUUUGGAGUAAGCAAGAAGAUAAAACCACAGUAAUUUCGGGAUGUUUGUGGAGAAAUUUCAAUCCCGCUUCCUGCUCUGGUGCCGAUUUAAAUCUGGAAGUUGCACAUGAUUGAAAUAAUUUACUUUUUUGUUCUCCCUGAUUAUUUCAUCUCUUCUUCCUCCCUUCGUGCAGGAAACCACUAGAGUGGGAGGGAGUCGGAUGGUGAGAAGUUGUCUAAAAAAAGUGAACAUACGUACAUGAGGACGAUGCGUGGAUAAAACAAUUUUCCCCUGAUUGAAGGAAAGCGGAGAGUAAUGAGUAGCAACGAAGCGAUGAUAAAUGAUCCCAGUUAACGCACAUGAUCCAGCCCCGUGGAAAAGCAGUUAGCGGUGGUGGUGGUGGUGGUGGUGGUGCAGGCGGAGAGAGAACCUAGCUUUCUCUUCCUCCAUCCAGCCAAGUGAGCACCCGUCCGUCGGUGAGUUUAAGCGUGUGGCGAGGGUGAAAGUUGGCCAUACCAGUUGUGGAAGUGACACUGGAACUAUGGAUUACUCUGAGAUUUCAUCUACACUCCACUGACUUGGUUUAAUUGAACACCAAUCCAACCCGCUCUCGCUUUCUCUCUCAACCAACUUGACACUCUUAACACUCUCCUCCAAAUUACUGUGCUUUGCACAAGGGCGAUUAUUACGGAUACUAAAUAAGCCAUAUCCAACCAUCCCUCUUCCUGCCUACCUCAACAAUUAUUUGUGACACUUUCAUCGCUAUCAAUCAAUCUUGGCGGCUGCGGCGGAGGUGUGUGACAUUGCUUUGAGCACGAUUUAACUCUGUAAUAUUUACCUACCUAUUUUGUGGAGGUGAAUUUAGUCGUAAAAGCUCUAUGACAAUUUCCCUGAAACGUAAACUAAUGCCUGUGCAAAAAGUUCGUUGUACUUCUGAGAAGCGAAAAGGGCAGGCUCUCAAGUGACUCGAGUUCAGCUUAAAAAUUGAAUCUUCGUCGAUUAGCGAUAAGUGUAAAGAAUCCGACCAAGAGGAAAAUCUUCACGGAUCUCGAAUUGGAGUCAACAGAAAUAGAUUGUCGAGAGUAUAAGAAAAGGCGAGUGGGAAAGAAUAUCUGCUCUGCUUCGUAUAGGACUUAGUUGUAUGUUAGCUGCUAGUUUGGAUGUUGAAUUGGUUUGUCGGACCAACUUGGCACAAGAAUUGGAUUGCAAGAGUCACAACUCAAAUGCACAUAAAUCAGGGGGAUUCUCAAGAUUACCGAUUUGGCUGAGGAAAACACAUAGGACACUGAGUAAAAUUCAAUUAGAGCUCAACUGAACUAUCGCCAUUAUCAUUCCGAAGAAGUUCCUUUCUCUGAUACGACCAACAUUGCGGCAGUAGAAGAAGAAGGACGACCAAGAGUUAGUCUCAGUUUGAGUGAAGUGUGUGAGGAAAGUGCAUAUUUUUUAGUCAACCGACCGAGAGGAGGGUGUUGAAGUGGGGCUGUCAAAAGGAAACAAGCCUCAUCAAAGGAGCGGACAAAAAAAAGUUAUGCACGAAAAUUCCCAAAAUGCCUCAGAAACUAUAAAUAUUCAACUUUUCUCGUGUGGAACCAAGCACGUUUAACGAACUGGUUAUUUUGUUGUAAAUUAAUUACAAUAACAACAAGAAGGAACUGUAUAUACUCCAAACAGGAGGUGACUUUGUAAAUUUCGCCGAGUUUGUGACCUCAAUUAGCUCUGAUUGUAACCGAAUAAAGGUGCUCGAUACAAGGGCAGGGACAAGAUUUGGUUAAAGUCAAAUCAAAAUAAAGGGUCAACCUCAAAACCUGGUCCUCAUUUCUCUCUCUCAAGCUGCUCACCUAGCUACAUAUUUGUCCUGAUACUACCAAGAUCAGAGGAACAAAUGAAAUUUCGACAACCCUGUUUGUAACCCAGGAGGAAGCGGAAGAAAGAAAACUUGUCCAUCUUAUUUGUCUCAUACAAACAAACUAAGUCGUUGUUUUCUGUGGGAAUUUACACGAACUGCUCGAGUAACCCCUUUGUAGUCAAUUGAGCAGAGAUGAUGAUAAUAUCAUUUGCCCACUGAACUGUACAUGUACGACCAUCAGGAUGAUCACUUUCUCCUCAAGUCUACACUAACCUUGGCAAUUCUCCUUUAAAACUUUUAGUACAAAGACAUCAAGAACAACUAGACGAAAAUGGAAGACUUUCACAACGCCAAUUUGAGCUUCUUCCCAGAAGAUCUUGCCAAUGACUCGUCCUUUGAAAAUUUCACGGACUUUCUCAACGGGGGGAAAGUCGUGAGAAUGGAUGGAGGGUCAAAACCGCCAAAUGGUCAGAUGCUUCCAUACAAAUAUGAGUUGGAUAUGUCCACUCAAAUCGGUCUCUACUCUGCCAUAUUCCUCCUCGCCGUCGUUGGAAACUCUCUGGUCAUCCUCACUCUGGUCCAAAACCAAGGGAUGCGAACAAUUACGAAUCUAUUCCUGUUGAACCUGGCAAUUGCUGAUCUGCUCGUGGGCGUCUUCUGCAUGCCCUUCACACUGGUUGGUAUCGUUCUCAAGGAUUUCGUCUUUGGCUCCUUUCUUUGCAAACUCAUCCCGUAUCUUCAAGCCGUCUCCGUGGCCGUGAGCGCUUGGACUUUGGUGGCCAUAUCUGUGGAACGCUACUACGCCAUUUGCCAUCCUCUGACGUCCCGAAGGUGGCAAACUCUGUCUCAUGCUUACAAAAUCAUCGCCAUCGUGUGGACUGCCAGUUUGAUUUGCAUGUCACCCAUCGCAUUCGUGAGUCUCCUUCAGCCAAUUCGGAAAACUGGGAGACACAAAUGUCGAGAAGAGUGGCCGACGGAGGCAUUGGAGAAAACUUACACCGUCUUCUUGGACAUCAUCCUCCUCGUGUUGCCCCUUCUCAUCAUGGCUGUCAAGUACGGCUGUAUCAUCAAUCUCUUUCUACACAAGGGUGGACACGACGUAGUAUUACAGGAACAAUCCUCCAUGUUGGCGACGAGUGGCGGGGACGAGUCCUUGACUCCAGCCGCCUCGCCACGACUUAACGUCACAAACAAUACUAACAACACACAUUCCAAACCAAACUCGAACAGUAUUUUCACGGCCUCCUUCCGUCGCCACGACUCAUGCUCUCGUCAAAACAACAGUGAUGGAAGUAAUGGAGGUGGUGGUGGUGGUGGGAAGGAGAACAAGAAGAAAAACCCUCGAAUGUCCCCCUUGGCCAUCAUGGUACCCACGACGAAUGCCGUAAACUCUGGUGAAAGCGGAUAUCAGGAGACAUCGAUGAGAGACAGCAACUCGUCUCCCAUUUCACCCGCUCCUCCUGGCGUCGUCGGGAUUCCCAAAGGCCAGCAGAUGAAUAAUCACCUUUAUCGCCAAAGUUCAGCCUAUGGACAUACUUCCUCCGUGGCUGUGCAGACGUCCAAUCCCGCCGGAGUUCUUCGCAGGUGCAACCAAGCAAAGAGCUUAAAGCGGAAGAAAAGAGUGAUUAAAAUGCUCGGAUUCAUCGUUCUGGAAUUUUUCUGCUGCUGGGCUCCACUCUACGUCAUGAACACGUGGUACUUGUUCAGUCCAACCGAGCUUUACGAUAUGAUAGGACACGUGGGAGUUAGUCUGAUUCAACUGCUUGCAUACAUUUCUUGUUGCUGCAACCCCAUCACGUUGUGCGUCAUGUCGCGCGGAUUCAGAAUAGCGUUUUGUCACGUCUUUGGCUGUCAUUGCGACUCGAAUCGACACUCGGCUUCACACUCUCAGCGCAACGACUCGGUGCGACUGACUCGAAACCGCUCCCUGUACACACCCACCUUCAACAAGACCACGGAUCACGUCUGAAUUUCGUGCUGGCGGAGAAAAAUAUGUUUCUGAAGAUGUUCUCACAUGAUUAUUACGUGAUUGUAUUUACUUGGUUUGAAAGAGCAAUUUGAUAUAAAUGCACAUACACAAUUGGAAUUUGACCAUGUACAUCAUUUUCCCUUAAUAAAAAAAAGUAAUUCGACUGCAACGUUCACACUGAACGGUGCUGUUGUGUGAGUUGGAAUGUAUUUUCUAGUAUUUUUGAAAAACUUGUACGGUUUACAUGUUGAUGUUACCCUGAACAAAUUGUUCACAUUUGUGGAUCUCAUCUAUGUACUGCUCCAAAAGAAAUUAUUAUGUAAAUGUUGAGGUCAGAUCUUUCCUCCUCCGUCCCCAAGCCUAUGAUAUGAUUGAUUGGUGCUGCUGUUGGUAGUAAAAUGUCAUUUUCUACAACAUAUAUAUCGAAUAAUGUGUAAUACAUUCUUAAUAUAUUUACCUGUUACUCAUUGUUUCAAACUUAUUCGAUGUUGUACUUGUACUUUGUCUCGUCUCGUAAAAUUUUAAUGAAUCUUUUCCUAGUUUAGAAAUCAAUUGUGAAAGUGAAUUCAAAAUACCUGACUAGACCCUCAUCAAGCAAGCGAUCAAAAAUGGCCACACCACUCUGAAUUCAAAUCUUCUAAUCGCAUUCAGUACCUUUUAAUUAAUUAAUCAUUAUACAUAAAAAAAUAGUUACAUAAAUAUGAAUGUUUUAAAAAAAAUGCACGCUUUAUAAUGCAGCGUGUCUUAAUAUGUAUGUAUCUCUCUGUUAUCUAUAUUGUGCUCACUCUGCAAAGUAUCAAACAAAAAAUAUGUGUAAAUCUUGAAUGUCUAGUAGUUAGCUUAUCUGUUUAUUAAAAUAGUAUAUAAAUUGUUGAUGAAGAGUAAACAUAUUUUUCUGUGUUCUUGUAUCGUACUUAAUUUUAUUAUUAAUAUCACGUCAGCAUGUUGUACUUCUUGGUAAUUACGAUAGUACUACAAGUCGUGCUUAGUAAACAAAUAUAUUCAUGUGAGAUAUCUUGUUAUUAAAUUCUCUAUUACUAUUUAAUUCAGCAAUUAUGUACGAAGAGUUUGGGGAGAUUAGAUUUUGCAUGCGUGUAAACGAAGCAAUGAACUUACGUACUUAUCGUUUGAUGAAUAUUACUGUACUAUUUUAUUUAUGUACUUGUUUACCUGAUCUAGUCAGAUAAUAUGUAUAUGCGAUGCGAGAGAUAAGUUAAGCGACGAUAAGCUACUACAUGGGAUACGAAUUAUUACCACUGUAAUAUAUGUAAACAAUAAUUAAAACCGGGAUUGUAGUAUUGUAUUUUAAAUGUGAAAAAUAAAUUUUGAAUUUUAC